AUGGAUGUGCGGUCGAAGAAUCGUCGGGUCAGCAUGCUCAGCGCGACGCGGAAGAACUUCGCCGAGGUGGAGCGCAUCGUACGGUCGCUGACAGCGGAUAGGUUAGCGGCCGCCAGGGCGGAGCUGGAGACGUCGGGCAAGACUACCGACGAUGGCGUCAAGGAGCUUCUAAGAUGCCUUUCGCUGUACGGCUAUCGGCAGCCCAUGUCGAGGGAGCUCCGUCUGAGCAUGCGGCGCAAGAUCCAGUCACUCAUCUUAUGUCGUGGCGUGCCUGCAAUCUGGUUCACGCUCAACCCGAACGACAUCACGAACCCGGCAUUCCUGCAAGGCCUCGACAAGGCGUUCAAACGUGCGCGGCUGGCCAUCUCGGACCCGUUAAGCUCGGCCGAAUUCUUCCACCGAGAAAUGACGUUGUUCUUCGAACAUUACGUGAGAGUGGGCGAGGAGUCGGUGUUCGGGCGCAUCAGCCACUAUUACGGUGCCGUCGAGACCAACGAGCGUGGAGCGCUCCAUGUUCACGGACUGCUCUGGCUGCAGGGCAACGUGCAUCUAAGCUCGAUGCUUGCCGAUAUCGACGGCGAGGAUCAAGCGGCAUACCGAGAACGCAUCGUCAGAUACGUCGACAGUGUCUUUCCGAGACAGGAUCUGGACCAGGAAGGCUUCUGCGCAAUGCAGGCCGAGCGAUCGGUGACGUCAGAUAUAUCGCAAUUUCUGGGCGACGAACGGCAAUUUUCAGCCUCGUUCGACGAGGAAGCGAACUUCUGUGCCGGCGCGACGCAGAUCCAUACCCACAGCCCGACCUGCGUCAAUGCUUGGGCGUUCCUGAACGUAUCGUUGCUCUACUGGCAAGUCUUCCGACAAUGGCCGCACCUUCGACGAGAAAGCGGCGCAGCCGUUGCAGAUGGCUCUGUGGACGAGUCAAUACUCGUCGAAGAAGCAGGCCAGAGGAUUUGCCGUGUCGAGGCAUACCGUCAUCGGGGAGACGUCCUUCGAGGGCUGUGUCUCUACGACUACGUUUCGCUGGUCAGGCUGAAGCGCAACGAAAGGGACGAGGGGCCCGCCGGCUGGGGGGAGGUCCCGUUCGAGAGCGGCUGGGCUCCGGGAGGCCGUUGGGCGCAGGUGCUCAGGCGACCGGGCAAGCAGGCCACGGUCUGCCUCGACGGGUAUUUGAGCAAGGAUUUCGACGAAGACGACGAAGGGUCGUGCUACCGAAGAGCGGCUGUGCAGCAUCUUGCGCUGUUCGUGCCGUGGACCCUGGCCCCGAGGAUAUCAUGUUUCGUCGAUAACGUGCAGUUGCUGCGACGGUCGGCCGAAGAUGCAAAGCGGGACGCACGGCAGUGGGCGGCCUCGUCCGGUGACGGCGACCCCACGGCAGUACGUCCGGACGAGGACGGCACCGGGGAGGUGGGUGUCGAGCCCGGAUCGGGAUACCAGGCCGACAGUGCGGGAAGCACGAAUCGCCUAAUCGACGUUGUCAGAAGCUCGAUCGGGCCGAACCAAAUCACGGCCGGCUCGCCGGAGCUCACGGCGAUGAUGCAGGAGCUCAGCCGAUUUCAGCAAUCGGCGCUGUCCUCUUCUUCCGAGGUCCAGGCCACAAUACUACCCGAACGGGGCCCAAGACGAAUCAACAUCCGGGGCGGGCAUUCUCCGGAGCCACCAUACCGCCGCAAAGUGAGCGGGGCCAGCGCGGGAAUGGAGAUCCGGUUCGGUGCCUCAACCUCCUUCCUCGAGGCGGGCAAGGCCCUGGCAGCGCGGCUCACGCUAAACAAGAAGCAGGCGAUCGCCUUCCUAAUUAUAUGCCGCCAGCUUGACCUGAUACGGCGCGGGGAGAAAAGCAACGUACGCCAGCUGUGCCAGUUCGUCGGUGGAGAGGGCGGAACGGGCAAGUCACGAGUCAUCGAGGCGCUCGUCGAGCUCUUCGCGUCCAAGGAUCAAUCGAAUCGUCUGAUGAUAACGGCGACGUCGGGGACGGCAGCAGCGCGGAUCAACGGCAUUACGAUCCACUCCGCCUGCGGGUUCUCGAAAGAUCUCGCGGCAGCCGCAAACGCGGCCAAGGAUCUCGACGGGGUGCGACUGCCGAAACAGGCGGAGCGGUUCGUCGACGGGCAAUCCCGGAUGGACUGGCAGGAGAAGGACGUGCUCGUCAUCGACGAGGUGAGCAUGCUCGGGGCGCGGACGCUACACGCGGUGAACGAGCAGCUCUGCCGGCUGCGCGGGUCGCACCAGGAUUUUGGAGACAGCUCCUUCAAGGCCGAGACACGGCACCAGCACGACAAGGCGCACGCGUUGUGGAAGAGAUUCACGACCACGGUCAUGCUGGACGAGCAGGACCGCUCGGAUCUGGACCUCCUCAACUCAAGAUGCUACCGGGAAGGCAGGCGGAUCCCGUGGGAGACGUGCAUCACCGUGGUGACGCCGCUGAACAGGAACCGGUGGAACCUCAACAUGGAGGCCAGCUUGGCGUUCCGGGCCCAGCAGCGGUCAGUGAUGCGCAUCUUCAUCUCGGAUCAUACGUGGAAGGAGGCCCUGCCGACGGAGGAAGAGGCCAUCAUGAUGCUGAACCAGGGCGACGACAGCGCGAUCCCGGUGCCGGCCGUCUUCAUGUUCGUGCCGGGGAUGCCGGUCGUCGUGAACCAUAACACCCAUCAGGGGCUAAAGCUGGUGAACGGCGCCGGCUACACGGCGCUGGAGGUCGUCCUCGACAAGUCGUACCCGGGGCAUCGUAUCACGGCAGACACGACGGUCCAUUUCGGGCCGCCGGCGGGGAUAAUGCUGGAGUCGGAGACGACGAACGACGUUCACUUCUGCCAGCGAAAGAGGCCGUGGCAGCAGAACGACGUCAGCCGAAAGGGCCUGCCCUGUACGGCAGCCUUCGCGUGCACAGACUAUAAAGUGCAGGGCAGGACGCUCGAGCGUGUAGCUCUGGAGCUGCGGGGAACGCGGACGUCAAACAUCGACGGACGCGCCGUGUCCUCGCAGUGCGACCCGUACAGCCUGUACGUGCAGCUGUCUCGCUGCCCGACGCUGGACGGCAUUAUGCUGGUCUCGAAAUUGCGGGAGAGGGACCUGGUGGGCAACAAGGUGCCAGACGAGAUGACAGACGCAGAAGCGAGGCUGGGCCAGCUGAGCGACAAGACUGUCCGCGAGGCCUCGGGAUGGCUAGACGUUGAUUCCCUGGACUCUAAAGGCACGGGCCUGGACGUGUAG
Messenger RNA from Hirsutella rhossiliensis, 3207 nucleotides. Its product is annotated as AAA domain-containing protein. The coding region runs from base 1 to 3207 and encodes 1068 amino acids. Gene Ontology annotation, biological process: telomere maintenance; DNA repair. The record is from RefSeq and is a predicted model, not a curated record. Gene Ontology annotation, molecular function: DNA helicase activity. NCBI's taxonomy places the organism in Eukaryota, Fungi, Ascomycota, Sordariomycetes, Hypocreales, Ophiocordycipitaceae. The transcript has 10 exons.